Messenger RNA from Cladophialophora psammophila CBS 110553, 1512 nucleotides. RefSeq lists its product as uncharacterized. Bases 1 to 1512 code for a protein of 503 amino acids. The transcript has a single exon. The record is from RefSeq and is a predicted model, not a curated record. NCBI's taxonomy places the organism in Eukaryota, Fungi, Ascomycota, Eurotiomycetes, Chaetothyriales, Herpotrichiellaceae.
AUGGCCUCUGCCUCUGCCAGAAGGAAAAAGUUCCAAGAACGACAACAGCAGCAGGCGCUAGAUCGAGAGAAACUCGCAGAGCACAAGAGGAGGAUUUUGAUAUUUGACCAUAUGGCGGAGCAUCUUUCCGACACUGCGGAGGGGCUUGAUAGAGAGGACUCGGCAGACGAGGUCGAUAUGGACAAUGGACGUUUCGAUCGGGAGUCGUCCGUGGAGACACCUUCCGAGAGGAGCAUUUUGACGCCAGAUGAAAUGGCUCAGAACAAAGCUUGUUUUGACAAACGAGGCUCACCUGAAGCGGAUCGAGUUGCAGGUCUCAAAAUACAGAUACCAGAUGAAGAGGAGGUUCUUCAGCAUAUGGACAUAGACGAGGGUCGUGUCGUCGUGUCGACUUCUCCGAAACCCCACCUCCAAGCUUCCCUGGCGUCCUGGUCCGACUUCAGAUACGACCGCUACUCUGCAGUUCUCGAGUCUCCACUGUCAGAAACUCUCAGUCCUGAACUUGACAAUGACGAAACGUUUUCGCCCAUCGAAACGGCCACGCCGAUUUCCUACCAGCAACCAAAAUCUCGGCCUUCCCUUAUUUCAAUUGUUAGCGUUUCCCACCGAGGCAAACGAAGGACGGCCUCUAUGCAGAGUCCCUCAUUGCCAAAUGUGCCGCCAACAUCGGAACGACCGAGUAAACGCCAGUCGAUGAGUAGUGUGCAUUCUGGGUUUCUAGCCGCGGAAGCUACACUGUUCGAAGUCCCAAGCCUACCCGAGAAUGCUUUCGAGCGCAUAGCCAAUGCCAGUCAAGAAUCGCUCCCGUUGUCAACCAAGGAGCCAACCAGAUCCAAAGCCGACAGGAAGUCCAGUAUGCCGCGAUUGUCGACCGCACUCAGUCACGCACGCAUGAGCAGUAUCAAAAGCUUCAUCAAGACGCCCACGUCUGCGACAACACCUGUGCCACCCACACAAUUGUUGUCUCGGCCUUCAAGUCAUAUGAGCAGACCUUCCACUGCAAAUACACAAGCAGUGGAUGCCUAUUCUCUUAUGAGACAUCCUGCCGCAUCGACAAGUUCGAGCAACCUUUCUUCUGUCACGCCCCCUCUCACAUCUCAGAAUGCUUCCGCUUCAAUGGUGGCGACGGCCAACUCCAACAUGACGGCGCUCCCAUCGCUCCCGACUCCUCCGGCAGAUGAAGAUGGUUCAGAUCCCUUGGCGACCAGACCAGCCAUGCAGAGAAAGAAGUCUUUCUCCGCUCUACGGAGACGAAGUGAGAGUAUUGGACAGGCAAUUAAAGGAUUGGGCAAGAUUACGACCAAGCACGAUGUUCCAAUCCCAACCAACCCAGGUCUGAUGACUCCCAAAAAAUCACAGGCGUUUGAUUUAUCUAAAUUCCCCACUCCACCUCUCCCUUCUCCUCGGACUGGUAAAAGUAGUGCCGGCUCAUUUACUUCGACCAGGACACCGAGUAGUGGAGGUCAUAUAGGGUUAGGGCUGCGGAGUGUUGAUGGAUUCGCACAAAGGUAA